AAUUUAAUUGUUAAAACGAGUGUUACUCUAUAAUUAGUCAAUAAACACAUCAAACUAUAAAAACAAUAAAGUUCUAAUUAAUAAAUAAUUAAAUAAUCGCGAAUUUAUUGCUUCAAUCUUGUUUAAUUUGACCCGAUAGUGAAUGUAAACAAAGAAAAGAUUCAAAGCAUCUUUUAAAUAAAUAAAUUCUCGUUUGCUGCUUAAAGCAGGAAGCUCAACCAGUGAUCAUUAAAAGUGUAGGUUGUUUGAAAUCAUUAAUUAAUCGACUGGAAAUUUUUUGAGCAAAAAACACCUGAUGCGAAUGAGUUUUGCACAUUUCGUCAGUUGAAUUUAAUGAGAAACUCAGAAACUCUCAAAACUUCAGUUGCCGGUGAUCUCAUAGUAGCGUCAAAUGACAUCACAGGGCAGAAAAUAAUACAGUCGAACGUUGAAUACGCUUAGAGAGAAACAUAUGAUUUAAAGUUGUGGACAUUUUCUCUAAACUCGACCCUCCACUUGUAGUAAAAAAUAAAACGAGAAAAAAGUCGGAGAGUAAAACAACGAAAUUUUCUUCUCACAACUUCAGUCAUCGUUAAACGUUGAACGAGAACAGUUAGAUACGUGCAGCGUGAAUUACCGAAAACAAUAUUUAAGUGUGUAGACAUAAAAGUGAAUAAGUUUUGCAAAAUAAAAAAAUCUGCGACAGACCGCGUGUAUUUGUGAAGUGUUAUCACUACUGAAAGUCAUAAAAAAAUAUCAAGAAUUAUAUUUAAUUCACAUUUUUCUGCUUUUAUCAAUCUGAAAAAGGCUUUAGAAGCUUACAGAAAAAAAGUGCACAAAAGUUUUUAAAAACAAAUCUGUUAGUGAAUAAUUUUUGUAUUUAAUUCACGUAUUCGAAGGAUUUUCAUCAACAAAGUUUAAUUGCGAGAAUAUUUCAACGGCAUUGAACUAUAACGAGUCGUAACACGUAACUGAAAACAGAAAAGAGCAUCGUCAUGGAGACACCGACAACAAGACCGAGGAAUUCGCCUCCACCUCCUCCACCAAAGCCCAAAAGCAAGUCGCUUUACAACAAUAACGGCUCAGAUCAUCAACAGACGUUGUACGAAGAACAAGUUAACAAUAAUGUAGAGAACUUUUAUCAUCAAAAUAACCACAAUAAAUCAAACGGCAGUAACGUCAAUAUCAACAAUAACAACGAAGAUAAUCUUGAUCAAUUUUAUCCGAGUCUUCCACCAAAAAAUGAGCAAGUUGUAAUGACACCGCGUGGGAAAACUUCAAACUCGACAGUGAUUCUGAUUGAGAGAAAGUUAGUGGAAGAAGUCUCUGAUCGUGUUCAUGUUGCUGGUGGAGAUCAUCAAGGAAUUAUCAUCAAUAAAGAUAUUGUUAAAGAUCAAAAAUCAGCCAAAGUUUCACCACAACUGACUCUUGAAUUUCGAGUGUUCCUUGUGAGUGCAAAGACAGAAGAACAUACACAAGAAUCGAGAACACUUCGAUUUUGGUUCCGAGAAUGGCUAACAGAUGGUGAAAGGAAAGCUCAAGUUGCGCAAGAUUUCUUUCGUGAACUUGUAAGCCCGAAAGAAUUUCCACGAGAUUACGUUGGUUUCAUCAAGAAGAUUAUGAAGUUGAUGCAAAAAGGCUACAAUGAAAUACAAUCGAUUGAAAUUGAAUUAGAGAUCCUUGAACAGACAUCAGCACCACCUUCACGUCCACUGUCGAUUGGAAACGAAGAAUUUGAGGUUGUUCCAUUGACGCCUGAAAAAGUUCUUGAACUUAUCGAACAGGCUUAUCCAAAUCCAAUCACACCUGACGAUCUUGCAAGAGACAAUGGCUGGUCAGAAGAAGAAGUUCUCAGAAUUAUCAUUUCACUUCAAACGCGUGGUCUUAUCAAGUCAAUGGAGUUUAAUUCAUUCACGAGAAUUCAUCACGAGGACAAAGAGAUUAAAGUUGUUAAGCAAAUGCCAACAAUUGCUUCUAACAAACAGCCAACAAUUGCCGUCAUCACAGCGCAAUAUUGUGAGAAAGUCGCUGUUGAUUCCAUGCUGGAAAACAAGGAGACGUUCGUGCGAUACACGACAGUUGGAACAUCACCAGAAAAAGACAUAAAUGGACUCGAACGAAGAAAAAUCAAACGAAAGCGUUUUGGCGAAUCAAAUGUUUACACUUUGGGUAAUAUUGGAGCUCAUCGUAUCGUAAGCACAAAACUUCCAUCGAUUGGUAGUACACGUGAAGCUUCAAUAGCAGCUGGAAAUACUUGCACCCGACUCUUGGGAACGUUCCAAAAAGUUGACUACGUUUUUAUAGUGGGAGUUGCUGGUGGCAUUCCUCAUUAUACUGAUUAUAAGAAACAUGUUCGUCUUGGCGAUGUUGUCAUCUCAUCGAUUGAUCAAAGUCGACAACAAUUUGUUAAUGGCGAUGCACACAAAACCGAGAAACCUUAUUGUUAUGUCUACAGCAAUGGAGAAGAAUUCAAAACAUAUUUCCCAGUGAAUUCAUGUCUACAAGAAAUCGCUAAAUCAUUACAAACUCAUGCUGAAGCAAAGAGACCUUGGGAGGCAUAUUAUGACGAAGGAAUUUUGCAUUUAAAGGAUCGAAUUGAAAAUGAUUUCACUCGUCCAUCACCCAACACUGAUAAACUUUACAUGAACAUCGGUAAUCGUGAUGUUAUUGAAGUUCAACAUCCACAACCUCAAGACACAACCGACGCUAAUGAAUAUCCAACAAUGCGACUUCAUCUUGGUCCAGUGGGAAGCGGUUAUAAUUUAAUAAAAUCUGAUACAUUAAGAACAGAAUUCGCAAAGCGACAUGGACUCAUUGCUACAGAUGUUGAACUCAAUUCAGUGUUAGAUUCAAUUGUUGGUAAUUGUCGUGACAGCUUUUUAGUCGUAAAGGGAAUUUCAGAUUACAAAGAUGGUACAACGACAAAGAAGUGGCAGAAUUAUGCAUCGCUUGCAGCUGCAAGUGUCAUGAAAGCGAUUGUUUGUGCUAUGGAUGCACCUACCAAUGUAUAAAUUCAACAAGCACUCAAGAAAAUAUUUAUUUAAUAAACAAAUAUAUGUUGAGCACUAAGAAACCAUUCAUAACAAUAAAAUAUUACGAUAACGUCAUCUAGUUAUGUUGUACCAAAUUAUUUGAACGUCAUGUCGUUGAAAGACGUUUCUGAGUACAUUAAUUAUAGUUAUCUUCUUCUUUUUGUCUCCUCUUCUGCUUUUUCUUAUUAUUAAUUGAUUUUUUUUUUCGUUCAUCUAAUGUGCGAUGGAUAAACAAAUGUUAGAAAUAAAAAAGCUCUGAAAACAGA
Messenger RNA from Clunio marinus, 3277 nucleotides. The record is from the annotation of a GenBank genome assembly. Lineage: Eukaryota; Metazoa; Arthropoda; Insecta; Diptera; Chironomidae.